This is a messenger RNA of Maniola jurtina (meadow brown), 9913 nucleotides long. It is a transcript of the gene htt, whose product is annotated as huntingtin. Lineage: Eukaryota; Metazoa; Arthropoda; Insecta; Lepidoptera; Nymphalidae. Gene Ontology annotation, cellular component: nucleus; cytoplasm. Bases 124 to 9444 code for a protein of 3106 amino acids. The transcript is spliced from 43 exons. The record is from RefSeq and is a predicted model, not a curated record.
GUGAUUGAUUUUCCAAAUUGUUUAUUGCGAUUUUCCGCAGUGGAAAUUCCGAUUGUUUGCUUACUAAUCUUCGUAAAUAUGAGCAUACCGACUUUUCCGUACCUUGGCUGAAAAUAAGCAGCCAUGAACGUGUUGGAGAAGGCUGAGAAAGCGUUAGAGUACUUGAGAAACAGUGAAGGGUUAGCUAAAGGUCAUGAGCUCCAAGCUGCGGCUGGGACGUUGGGUCGGUGUUUGGGAGCGCUGGGCAGCCGGCAAAACUGUGCAAGACAUUAUGCAAAUUUACUACACUCUGCCAUACCAACUUUAUUGACUUUGGCCAGCAAUGAAAGUGCUGAGGUGCGCUUGCUCGGAGAUGAGGCACUGAACAGAGCUGUUGCAGGAGGCUUUGCCUUCCACUCCUACAAAACUAAUAUAAUUCUGCAGAACCAGAUUGAUGUUAACAAAAAUGCCAGAUGGAUCAGGGCUGCGCUGUCUCGCAUUUGUAUUGGAGACUGCUGGCUUCGACCGGGGGUUGGCAAAAUCCGUUCCCAGGCACAAACAUUGUUUCCAAAGCUCAGUCAAAUUGUACGACAUAUGAAUGAAAUUGAACUUAUUGUGGAAGCAUUAGAUCACAAUUUGCCUCGACUGCUGACAGCUUUGGCUGAGUAUACAACUGAUGAAGAGAUAUCCGACUUAUCAAAAGCUCUCUUAGGGCACGUGGAAUGUGCAGAACCAGCAGUGAGAAGGGGUAUCGCGAAUUGUGUGGCACAUUUAUGUUCCCACAGGGAACCUUUACUGACUAAUGUUUUAGCUAGAGUUUAUGAGAAGCUAUGGCCGUCAGCGCAAGAGGACAAUGCGGUAAUCGGAUGGUUUUGCGUUAUCAAAGCCAUAUUCCAGAUCAACAAUAUAUCAAAGUUCAAAGAAAACGAUCUUUUCAGCGCGCAGGAUUAUUUGGAGCUCUAUCAACUCUGUAUUCACUAUAUAGAACAAACGACAACAGAGCACAACGUACAAAACACGGUGAUGGAAUGUCUAUCCGUGUUGCUAUCACAAGCGAAAGAUGAAUAUAAGAGAGCAUUGUUAGAAAAAACCCCAAGGACUGUUUGCCUUGAUGAAAGACGGAGUGAGAAAGGGCAUCGUAGGAAUAUAAGUUAUACAAGUGCUGUAUCAUCACGGACAGUAGCCAGUGUUCCCCUUGACGUUAAAGAUACGGAAAUAACAUUUAGCGGCGCUUUACAGCUGGGGAGCUUACUUCAGUUGAACUCGGAGUGUGGUAGCACUGAUGAAUUGACUAUACAGACCCCAGAUUCACCAGAAAGCGAUUCUGAAGUCCACAUGACGGAUGCCGAUCAAAUGUCCAGGGAAUUGUCGGAGAAGUUGCAGGAAUACGAAGACGAUGGCACGGACGAUGAUGGGGUAGUCACGUGCGAGGGCGGACUGAAGAUAAAUAUUGGAACCUCAGCAGAUGACGAUGUGCGGCUCAAGUAUUGCGCGAGAUUGCUGGUUUCUAAGUUUCUUUUGACCGGUAAUAAAGGAGGAAUCAUCUCAGAUAGGAGUGUCAGGGUGUCAGUGAAGUCUUCAGCUUUAUCGUGUAUAUCUGUCAUAAUGCAGUUAUAUCCUCAAGCAGCUACUUUGUAUGUGGACAAGGAUGCUGAUUUGAAAUUCCAAAAUUAUUCAGGAUCAUCAGAAGGCACCGAUUCAAACCCCGAUCACAUAAACGAAUUCAUAAUCGAAAGAAACGUUUGCUACCAAGACUCCAUAACAGAGUCUCUCAGCCAAGAACUGUUAAAUCGUAGCACAGACAGCCAGUCACAGCCAUUCAACAAAAAGGAUAGCAAAUCUUUAGAGAAAUCCACUGACAGUGAACAAAAAAAUUCGAGUUCCAAAGAUAUACAAAGCAAUAUUUUAGAUAGCAAAGCUUUCACCAAAGACUUAGUAGCUAGCGGAUUAAGUGCAGAUAGUACAAACCCUAAUAUGACGAAUAGUAACUUCACAUCAAACUCUAAUAUGACGGGCAGUAUAGACCAUAAUUCGACUGGGUAUCCAAUGUCUAGUAGUGGGGAUAUUCUUUCAUCUAGCAUAGAUUUAGAUAUGAAAUUUGAUCAUUUUGGUGAAUCAACAAUCAAUUUGGAUACCAAUGCAGACAAUAUGGACUCAUCUAAAGACGAGAAAAUUACUCGGAAAGAGUUAAAACGUAUGGAAGAAGUUGUUUAUGAUAGUAAAGAUGUUCCAGAUGAUACGAAAGUUCAAACUGUGGAAUGUAAUGAAGAUAAAAAUGAUGAUUUUGAAUACCAGCAUAUGUCGGAUCUAUUUGUAUUGUUAGAGGGUCACAACGACCCUCAGAUUAGGGGGUUGGUUCGGGUUUGUAUUGGCAAUUAUUUGGUUGCUGCGUUAGAUUUGGCACAUGGUGAUUAUAAUCGAUGGAGGAAUUAUAGUUUGUUACCAAAGGAAGUUAGUGUUCAUUUUAGUAUUGAGAAGUUAAUGGAGAUUGUGUUGAAGGGUUUAUCAGACGAGAUUCACUCAUCAGUUAAUCACACGUUAACAUCACUGAUAACACUGUCAGUCGCACUGUGCAACAGUGUCCACUGGUGGCUUAUGAAUGACGCGUUAAACUCACUGAUCAGUGUGAUGAACAAUAGCUACUGGCUGGUUAGGGUGAAUCUAGCCAGACUGUACGAGUCUUUGCCGUAUUCGAAACUUUUCACAUUACAUCCAGAAUAUUACGCCCAAAGUAAAUUGAUAAUGGAUGCGUUGCUACAUUUAUUAGGAGACCAGGAUCAAAAGGUUCGAACGGCGGCCGCUCAAGCAAUUUCAAGCAUUGUACCAAAUAUCUAUCCACCCCGACGCACUACGCCGAUUUCAAUGAUGACAAACUUAUCAAAGGAACACACACAAAAGUUCACGUUCGAUUCGCACAACUUAUCAUUAGAGUUAGUGAGAGAGAUCUAUUUCUACAACGAUCUGCCUGACCAAUUGAAGAAUGGGUCGAUAUUGGAAUGUAAGGACAGUCUUAUGACGAUAGUCGGUGAUUUAGUUGGGAGACUAAUGGCUUCAAAUUGCAAGUUUUAUUCGCAAGGUCUCCUAGAGGCACUAAGACUGAUAUGCCGUCGCUGGUCGCCAUGGAAGCACAUACAAGCAUACACCGAGCAGGGCAUUUUGAGCUAUUGCCUGGAUAACCUGGACUAUUGCAACGGUGUUGUUAGCGUACGGACCAUGCUUCUGGAUAUAUGCCGAUUGGUUUAUCCAGUGGAAAUCCACAACAUAAUGCGCCACAGAACAACCAAUCGAGACAUCUUCGAGCGGGACACCCAAGAGUUGAAAGAAAAAUGGCAACACUUGGAAAAUCAGAAGGUUGCCAACCUAGCGGAGAAAUUCUUGCAAGUGACGUUGAAAAUGUUGAAUGUCUUGGUGCAUUUGAUAGAGGAUGUUAACCCCAAUGUGCACUUAAAUAGGAGUGGUAUUGCUUUGCCGGGAAGUCCUGUUCGAAGGAAAACGCAAGAUUCGGUUCAAAGAAAAGGCAGCAUUACUUCAGAGUCUGACGACAAAGGCUCUCUACGUAAACGAACGCCCAUACCCGCAACCAGUCUGAAAGCUAACUUUGCGGGACAUUUCUUCAAUGAACCCUUUUAUAUGAAGCUAUAUGAAAAUUUGCGGGCCACAUAUUCGAAUCACAAAAUAAAUCUGGACCCAAAAACGAGCAUUUUCCACGAAUUCCUCUCAACAACGCUCAACUGUUUGGCCAUCCAACUCGAAUUGGCUACCGAAAGAGAAUUCGGGCCUGUCACAGAAGAGAUUCUUUUCUACCUCAAAGUUAUGAUGCCUCUAUCUCCCGACCUAACUGUUUAUUGCGUUACCCAACUUCUAAAAUGCCUUUUCGGGACCAAUAUGAUUAACCAAUACACCGAUUUCAUGAGCAUAGCUGAUAAGAAACCAGAUUUCGACCCUUCAAGUUUCUUCCAAGAUGUCAUGCUAGUGAAUUCUUUAAAAAACAUUGAGGAUGAUAAAAGUAGCAUUAGUUCGAGUUCCAGUCAAAAAUUGUCUUUGGAUUCGAAAAAUCCACGGAUGAUGGACGAGAGACAUUUGCUGAUGGCGAUGGAGAAUUUUUCGAAAAAUCGUACGGAUAGGAAGUGGAGUACCAAUAAGAAGGAAUUGGAGCGGUAUAUACGGCUGUUUGAACCUGUUGUUAUACAAUCUUUGAAGAGCUACACAAUGCAAAAUGACAUACCGCUUCAGUGUUCAGUAUUACGCCUUCUCAACCAGUUGCUCGCCCUACGAGUGAACUAUUGUAUGUUGGACAGCGACCAAGUGUUCAUAGGCUUCCUUAUGCGGCAAUUGGAAUUAAUAGAGCAGCACGAGAUACCAAACUGUUGCGACCUUGUCAAUAGUAUCCUGCUGUUUUUGGUACAGCUCUCUUCUUCCAAACAUCAUACGAAGACAAUUAUUGAGAUCCCAAAGCUCAUCCAAUUAUGUGACGGUUUGAUGGCAUCAGGGGCACAAGACGAAUGUAUCGCUGGCUUAGAGCCUGUCGCUGUGAAAGUUUUCAGUAAUAUGGGAGGUGGCAGUGUUCUGGGCCGAGCCCAACAACAAGAAAUGCAGGCCACUAGAGAAGUUCUUUUCUACAUGCUACAGAAAACUAUGCAUCAGCCUAAAGUUUUAGAGUUAGUAUCAUGCGUACUAUCUCUUUCUCAAGAGCACCCGGAAAGCUACUAUCGCUGGUCAGAGUUAGCGAGUGAUACUUUGUUAAACUUACUCAGUGAGAGAAGUAUAGAAUGUGACUCCAUACAAGCGGUUGAAUCGCUAGAAAGAUUACUACAAUCUCUAUAUAGAGAUGUCUUGCUAGAACAGACGAGAGUCGAAAUACUUUUGAAGAUAUUGUUUAAAGCACCACCUGAUCAGGAUACCACACCCAGAAAGCUAAAACUCCGUUAUUUGACAAUCGUAAUGGUACUCCUGCGUAAAGUACUCGUAUUAAUCCCAGAAACCGAGGUUCUAUUAUCGAUUAACUACCUCAAAUCUACGUGCAUUGCCCCACAAUCGAUAUUCUUCAACGUCAAACCAAACGUAGAUCCUUUGAACGUUCAAAAUGUCAACGAGAACUGCGCGAAUCUCUCACCAGAUGUCAUCCUAGUCAGAUUUUUAUUCAAGACAUUGACGUAUGUUAUUAUGGAGAUGGAUGAUUUUCAAGCGAAUGUCGAUACUAUUGACGAUGAAGAUAAGGACCAGAAUCGCUUGCUGUAUGCAGUUUGUGUUAAUAUUAUUGUCCAGGCGAAGCAUAUGCUGCAUUUGACUAAUGGCUGCCUCUUUCCCCUAACAGCCAAAAUGGCUCAAACAAUCUUGCACAAUGAGCAAAGUGGACUCAACACUGGGUUAUACAGUCCUGAAGAGAAUAUACCCCUGGACACCCUGAAUCUAAUCUGUUUGAGGGUUGCUCAUAGAUUACCUACGUUAACCGUACAUUGGUCGCAUUUGCUGAUCAGGUUAAACUUCCUUUCGCACAAAUACUGGCACAAACUGAUAGGAUUCGCCCGUAACCUGCCAUUGAGUGCAGACAGUGGAGACACUACACUUUUGAGGGUAGACCUCUUACAGACUGCGUGUGUUAUGGCGUACUGCGAGUAUUUUGUAGACAACGGUCUAUCAGAGGCGGUGCACCUAACAUGGCUGCUAGUGAACAGAGUCCACGUUCUAGUUUCGCAGUUUAGCGAGGAAAUCAUCAGGAAUCUUAUAGAUAGAGUUCAGCAGGCCGCGGGGGCUUCGGGGCUAUUGCUACAAGCCAUCGCUGCGAGGUGUCAGAGCUGUUUGAAGGAUGAAUUUGCUCUAAAUACAUACAAAAUUCUUUCUCUAUGCCACGAGAGUCAGUCGGGUGCGUUGGUGUUUUUAAUUUGUCGUAUCAUCGGAAAAUUGGAACCGGCCAUCGCCACAAGAUUCGCGAAAUUAGCCAUUGACAGAUGUCGAAUGCUAAAGGAUAUGUCCUCCGAAGUUGUAAACAGUCAGCUGUCUAAAGAGGACGUUCAAGUGGCCUUGGAAUUAUUGCAACGGGAUAAGGUUCAUAUUCGAUAUUCGAACUUGGUUGUGGAGUUAAACGCAUUAGCAUCAACUAUAUUUGACCUGUCUCCUCUGGACCUGUCGCAAGAGAGAGCGAUCAACACACAUUAUAUUGUCACUACUGAUGUCGAUAGUAAUUGGUUACUUAAUCAGAUCAAAAGCAGAUGCUGUCAAGCAGAUUGUACUAUGCCAAAAGUAUCAAAACAUACCGAUCUCGCUCAUUUACUAUCAAGCGUAUCUUUUGAGGAUCUUACAACUAUAAUGAAUUGCUCGGAGUUCUACAGAAAAAUCUUAAGCGCUUGCUUUAGAGUCGCAUGCGAAAGCUUCACGAGAGAUCUGUUCAAUAUUGUAUCUGUAUACGAACUAAGGGAGACAGAAAUAGAGGCGAUAAGAGAACAGAGAGAGAUGGCAAAAGCCCAAGACGAGAUGACGUCAUCUUUUGAUAGCAAUAAGCUGAACGUAGUGAAUUCAUUAUACGUUUUCAAAAAGAGUGACAAUAAAGAAUCGAAAUCACAGUUUUUCAUUCCAAUAAUGGAAAAUGACGUCAGAGAAAAGUUCGGAAACCUAAAAAUUUCGGAUGAAGAUUCCGACAUCAUGGUACCAGAAUUACCAAAGUUGUAUCUAGCUGCCGUUGCAACUUUAGACAAGUCUCUGGCAGAUGUCCUAAGAUUAUUUCCCAAACAGAAUAGACCGUUAAGUCAAUCGGAAAAUUUUAGCUUGAACGUGGAACAAACUAUUGAUAGAUACACCAGAAGAUGCCACCAAGUUUUCCAAGAUAAAUUGUUCUACCAAGAAUUUGUAACCAUUCAAACGAUUUUGACCGGUUUUCUAGAUGCUGUUGACAAAGUUUUGACGGUUAUAGACGAAACUGACUGUGAUUUGGUAGAUAAAUGUGUGGAAAAUAUAAUUCCGAACACAUUAGCACGAAACAUUGCUGUAUUUUCUGUAGUGUCCUUGCAAUACUUGUCGUUUUUGAUCAAAAAUAAGAAAAUUGUUGAAACUCCCGUACAUGCUGACGUUUCUUUUCGAGUGACAAAUGCGUCCACAGAUAAUGUAUGCGUGGAUCACAUAAUGGUGGUCACCAUAGAUAAUGUUGCGAAGGCGUUGAGUUUCAAUGAAAUCUGGUCGGAAUUGAAUGUUGAGAGUAACUUUAAUAGAACACAGUCGGCUAUUAGCUGUCUGUACGCGAUUGUAAAGUAUCUGGUGAAGGAUACAAAACCCUUGAUACUAAAAUCUCACUUGAAAGUCCAAGAUUCUGGUCCACUUCCGGAUAUAAUAAUAACGGGCAAUAAACUGGCGACACUAGUUGAAUAUUGGGAGGAGAACUUCUAUACGACAGAGAAUAGGAAUAUCCUCGGUAAACGACAUAGGAAAUCUAUUGAAAGUCUUCUUAUCAGUUUAGCUAGGUUGGAAUUAGUGUCAAACGUUGCUCUAAUACCCUCAAUAGCGUGGUCGUGCGUAGAAGUGAGAGUCAAGAAGGAUCAAUUGGAGAAAAUCGAUUUGCCUCUCCAACCCUUGCAGGACAUGGACGUUUUGGAAGCAUUCCUAUUUAGAGUAAAUCUUAUAGGAUGGUCGUCAAAGAAGCAAUUCGAAGAGAUCUGGGUGGGGAUAUUGGGAGCUUUGCAAGGGAACGGCACUCAUUGGGCGGUGAAUGGGAUCACCCAGCUGUUGCUCAGUGUAGCGCCUUCCAUACGAGGGAGGAUGCUGCAUGUACCGAGGAAAUAUCAACCUUUGACUGAAGGCAUGCAACGUCUUCGCAACAUUCUUAUUGGCACAUCAGCGUACAGUCUCUUCGAAGAUAUUAACCUAGAACGAAUACCGCUAAUAAACGAGGGGCAUCGAGGAUUCCACUAUGGACAAUUUAGUACGGAGUUCUUGAAGUAUGCUGCAGAUAUAUCGGAUGAGGCUUCAUACAGAGUUCGUAAAGAAGUUAAACGCAAGAAAAAGAAUCAAGAGAUUGACGUGAACAGCUGUCUACAGUUGCUUAUGGAUGUGACUACUGACAUGUUAGAUUCUAAGUCACCCACCGGCAUAGCAGGCCGAGUAGCGUUAAUCAAAUGCGCCGCAGCGACCUCUGUAGGUGCUAUACUAUCCACUCACACGCAGUGGUCGCGCGUUGCAGCCCUAUUGUCUUCGUCACCACCACCACAAUGGGCGUUAGCGGCCGCAUCAGCCUUACAUUCGUUGGCCGCAUGUCUACCUGUUUUGCAUCACGCUCAUCAGGAGCUAACGACAGUCCACGAAAAGCUACUAAAGUCCCUAGGAUCGAGUUUUCCUCCACUCAGACAAGCAGCACUACGUGGCUGGUUGUUACAACUCGCGCAGUACGCACGCGUCACGCAACCCGAGGCCAUAACUCAGUUACGGCAAACUACUGUGUCACACUUGACUUAUAACUUCAAACUUUCCUUGCACGAGCAAAGUUUAUAUUGGGCGGUUUUGUUCACUUUGGUUGAACUUGGACACCCAGACCUGAUGAACAUCGCCGUAGAUUUUGUGCUGGCCAACCCCAGGCAUUAUUGUGCCGAUUUAGUUGUGAAGGGUAUAACGUCGGUUUUACGUCAACAAGUAUUACCAAAAGAUCUGAAGAAUAUUAUAAUCGAGAAGUUACUGGAUAUAGAGAAUAUGAAGAAGUAUUCUGAGAAUCAUGCUGUGCAGAUUUUGAUGGUGCAUCUGUUUUCAGCCGACAACAGAUUAAUAAGUCCAAAACUAGAAUCGGACGUUUCAAACAUGGACCCAGAUGUUCUGAUGAACUCUAUGGAAAGGAUAACUCUUCUAUACAAAAUACUACGUCAAUGCAGACAGAAGGAAAACAAAAUUAUCAUAGCAUCAGCGUUAAAAUACUUCUUGAGGGAGACAUUACCCCCCGCAGCGACGUUGAGUAGAGUCGUUAUAGAGUAUUUGGAGUGUUGUAAGGAGACGGAGAGGAAAAGGAUGGCGAUAUUGAGCGAAAGGGACAGGUGGAUUGAUUGUUCGGUGCUGAAUGCUGAAAUUGUUUUUGAGGUAUUCGAAACGUCAGUCACGCAAGACCAGCUGCCAGUACUCAGCGGAUGGAUAUUCGAGGCACUCUGCCAUUUGUUAUCCGGCAUAUCCUCCAAACUACUACCAUAUUGCCUUUUAACAUUACUCGUUUCAGCCAGCUCAAACCAGUUUAUAAGAUCGAUAAACCCUUUAUCAUUCCACAUUUUUAGAGUAGGUCUCCACAAAAGUCGAGAGAAUUACGAAAAUUCCCAAAAUUGGGGAGUUUUUACCGAUUUUGUUGAAAAAACUACGGGAAAUAUGUCCUUUUCCGAUCGUAGAUUGCUGUGUAUCGUGGCAUUACAUUCUAAUUUUAGUGCGAACCAAUUGGAAAGACUGAAGGAACUUUCUGAAGGGAAUGAUUGUCUUGAUGAUUUGAUGCAAUGUUUGAUGGUUGUUUAGGUUAGUAAGAGUUUAGAAAGGCUGUUUAAAAGAUUUGUUCCGCAUUGAAGUCUAGUAAGACUGAAGGAACUUGGUGAAAUAAAUGAGGGGAUUUCUUGACAUGAUGCUAUAUGGCAGUUUAGGUUUUCAAAGAAUUUCUAAAGGUUGUUUAAGACAUAACAAGGCUUCAUAAAUUAUGUUGCCUCAGUACUUUAAUAAUAUAAUGUGUUCGAUAUUGAAACAUAGAUAGAUAGAUUGAAGAAACUUUAUGAAGGGAACGAGUUAUUUGUACGAAGUUCAACAUACUAAGUUUUUUAUAUUAUGGAAGGCUUCGUAUAUUGAUUAGAAUUUCAAUACGAUUAUAAUGCGUAAAAAUUUGUCUCAAAUGUCAUGUCAAAAGUACGGGUUUAACAGGGCUCUCUCCGUUACUUACUCUAUACAAUCGUAGUGUACUCCGUACAAUACCCAAUUUCAUUUGAAUAUUAAGCAA